Necator americanus (New World hookworm) is the source of this 555-nucleotide messenger RNA. RefSeq lists its product as uncharacterized. The transcript has 7 exons. The coding region runs from base 1 to 555 and encodes 184 amino acids. The record is from RefSeq and is a predicted model, not a curated record. Lineage: Eukaryota; Metazoa; Nematoda; Chromadorea; Rhabditida; Ancylostomatidae.
AUGCAUAAACUCGAAAUGCUCUUCAGCACCACCAGCUCUUAUACUCUUCCUCAGUUAUAUGUUGAAGAUCGCUCCAGAACUCCGUCACUACUCAGCCCUGACACACUAUCGACAAGGGAUCGACAAAUACGACUCUACUGUCAGACAAUUAUAGGAUUGGUUAGUCGACUUCAUAGUGAUUCUCUCAAUUGUAUAAUUCGCCUCCAGAAGCGUUUACAACGAAUCCUGGACAUCAAAACCCAUAUUGAUCUCACUGAGAAUGAAGCCAAAUUACAUUUCGAACAUAAUUUGCAACUAUUCAUAUGUAUGGUCGAUCAUCGUCUUCGUACAUUAGCAGUCGACUGUCCACUUCAAUACGAAUUGAUUACUAAGAAAUUGCAGUUGUUAUUGAUUGAAUGCGGAUCAGUGAAAUUCGGAAAAGCAUCGGCGGACGUCCGUGAUCUCUUCUCUAUUCUCAUCCAUAAAAGAAAUAAGGGCGACAGGGCGACAGUAAGUGCUCCCUACCCUAACUACAUUUUCCCCGAUGUUGCCAACGACGCAGCUAAUUAUGGGUAA